UGUUGUUGCUAAGUCAGGAUGACGAUGCAGAAAAUUCUACGCUGAAAAUACACUUUUCUAAGUGAGUUAUAGAAAAAGAAUGAAUGAAACAGCUGGCCAAAUGCUGUUUCAUGUAUGCACGGUAAAGAUGCGAUUGUUUGAUUUCAAAAUGCGGCGGGUUUCGCCGAGCGCGUGCGACUUCUCACGACUCGAGUUCACCGAAAAGUUGUCGAGUCAUUUCGACUGUUUUUCACACGUCACGGUACGGAAUGAGCACCCUAAAAACCUCCCCGAGCCGCUACACUUCUUGAUUUCGGGUGAAACACGCGCCUCAAAGCAUUCUAAGAGCCAGAAGAAUCAUAUCGGGCUGCAGUCUUGUUUUUGACAAAGAAAGGAACCAAGAACAACGGGAAUAGAACAGGAUGGCGUCGAACAGACCGGGAUUGAUUCUAAGACAGCUAUUUGAUAGUGAAACCUGCACAUAUACUUACAUCCUCGGAUGCAUGUCAUCACGCAAAGCUGUGAUAAUUGAUCCAGUCGACACCAAGGUAUCCCGAGAUGCAAGGUUGCUCAAUGAGCUCAAGCUGGAAUUGGAAUGGGCAGUGAACACGCAUGUGCAUGCUGACCAUGUGACUGGUAGCGGGUAUCUGAAGGGCCUGAUAGGGUGUAAGAGUGCUAUUGCUGCUGCAAGCAAGGCCAAAGCAGAUAAGCAUUUGAACCAUGGCGAUGUGCUGCAGUAUGGAGAACAGGCCCUGGAAGCAAGAGCUACUCCUGGACACACCCACGGUUGUAUGACCUUCGUUGACCACGCCCAUCGUAUGGCGUUCACUGGUGAUGCCCUGCUUGUCAGAGCUUGUGGCAGGACUGACUUCCAACAAGGUGAUGCUACCGUCUUGUAUAAGUCCAUCCAUGACCAGAUUCUCUCCCUGCCUGGAGACUACCUUCUCUACCCUGGGCAUGACUAUAAAGGCAUGAGUGUAACCACUGUGGACGAAGAGAAGGAGUAUAAUCCACGUACUACUCGCCCCCUGAAGGAGUUCAUCGAAAUUAUGACUAAUCUUGGACUCGCAGCACCCCGGAACAUUGCACACUCCGUGCCUCUCAACAUGCUAGAUGGUGUUGGCCAAUUGGAAGACGAGAAGCUUGUGCGUAUGGACCAUGGUGACGAGUAAUGGACAGUUACCAUGGCAGUGUUCUCUCCUGAAUCGUUCACGAUGGUUUGAUAAGAUGUAAUUAAUAAACGUGUAAUUAAUGGGGGAUUAAACACUUAACCUAGAGUGCUUGCAAUAAAAGCGUGAAACACUAAAUAAUGUUUAGUACUAUUUUGUAGAAUUUAGUACUAUUUAGUGAAUUUAGUAAAAUAGUUCAAGCGUAGGCGGUGUAGAUUUCAACAAUUCAUCAUACAUUCAUCCACUGAGAGCUUGAAAUCUACACCGCCUUCACGCUUAAAUUUUUUUUUUACUAAAUUUACUAAAUAGUACUAAAUUCUACAAAAAAGUACUAAAUAUUAUGUAGCGUUUCACGUUUGUAUUGCAAGCACUGUAAUUAUCAAAGCAUACGCAAUAAUUGAUAUUCCAAGCUGUGAGCGACCUGCUUGACAUUUACUCAAGCUUGAUGGCCGGGCUCGAGAAGGGUGGCUUGGCCGAACUCCUGCCACCUGAAAUGGGGGUAGUACCGUCAAAUGAAUAAAAAUUAGUACAAAUGAAAACUACAAUAAGAUAUACUGUGCCUGUGAGGGGGGUUUAACUCGGGACACCUUUUUAGAGCCCCCCUCUUUUUCUGUGCCCCCUCCCCUCUCCCUUUCACAACCCCCAGGAUUCCAGUCGAACACAGAGCCCUCCCCUAUUCCCCCCCCCCCCCUUUGCAUGUUUUUUUUUGUAUGGUAUGUUUUUUCAAAACAUACCAAUAACUUUACACAGUGUCAAUGGAACACCAGUCGAACACAGCAUAUUUGAAACAUUCAAAAUAUUUUGUAACCGUCGUGUUAUUGUCAUCAAGUGCUUCAUGAUAUCAAUAUGCCUUUAUAUACAUAGGUUAAUGACUGUAUUAUUGACAAACCAGUGUAAAGCUUUUGUAAAACAAUGAUCAACCCUUGAAAUAAAAUAAUUUACCAAAUGUA
This is a messenger RNA of Nematostella vectensis (starlet sea anemone), 2098 nucleotides long. Its product is annotated as persulfide dioxygenase ETHE1, mitochondrial. Bases 402 to 1151 code for a protein of 249 amino acids. Gene Ontology annotation, molecular function: sulfur dioxygenase activity. Gene Ontology annotation, biological process: hydrogen sulfide metabolic process; glutathione metabolic process. The record is from RefSeq and is a predicted model, not a curated record. Lineage: Eukaryota; Metazoa; Cnidaria; Anthozoa; Actiniaria; Edwardsiidae. The transcript is spliced from 9 exons.